UAGGCAACGCAGAGACACUGGCCUCUCUGCAGUCUAUUUUGGAGCCUUAGCCAGCUACCGGAAAACUGACCCAGAAUAUGGAAUCUGAGAAGAUGGGAUCUGAAAAUAUGGAACCUGAAAGUAUUCAAUCUAAUAAUAUGGAAAUUGAAACAAUUUCAUCAGUCUCUGCUCUAUCUGCCCUCUCUAAACUACUUUAUCCUGAAGAAGAGGAUGAUUUUGAAUCAGCACAGCCAAAUUGUUCACAUGUUGUUGGAGCCAUGGGUCCUGGGAAUAUUGGGUCACCUAAAGCAGAAGAGCUCAAAGUUAUCCCUCCAACCAGUGAUGAAAAUUGUGAAGAAAUAUGGAAUCCAGAUGAAGUUCCAGAAAGAGCAGAGCAUGAUGACAUGUGGGAUAGUAGAGAAAUGCCAGAAUAUGAGAUUAUAUUCAAACAGAAGGUGGGAACUGAAGAUAUGUUUCUAGGAAUGACCAGAAAAGAUCCAUCAUCAGCAUGUUGUGAGGACCUAGUGGUUAAAAUUAAACUGCCAAAUACAAAGUCUUCGGAAAUUAAAAUUGAUGUACAGGAGAUGAUCCUUGACCUGCGUACUCCUAAUAAGAAGUUGUUGAUAAAUCUUCCUCAUCCUGUGGACUGUAAUAGUGCCAAAGCUAUCUACACCCUAGAGAAUGAGACUCUCGAAGUCACCAUGACUAUGAAAAGACAAUUGGAUUUUGUGAAUUUCUUCUAAAACUGCAUGAAUAAGUACGGAAAGUGGUAAAACAGCAGUACUAAAAAUUAAAUAUCUUUGAAAAUUGA
Messenger RNA from Erinaceus europaeus (western European hedgehog), 790 nucleotides. It is a transcript of the gene DNAAF6, whose product is annotated as dynein axonemal assembly factor 6. Gene Ontology annotation, molecular function: protein-folding chaperone binding; dynein intermediate chain binding. Gene Ontology annotation, biological process: flagellated sperm motility; axonemal dynein complex assembly. The record is from RefSeq and is a predicted model, not a curated record. Gene Ontology annotation, cellular component: cytoplasm. Bases 78 to 722 code for a protein of 214 amino acids. Lineage: Eukaryota; Metazoa; Chordata; Mammalia; Eulipotyphla; Erinaceidae. The transcript is spliced from 7 exons.